This is a messenger RNA of Alternaria ventricosa, 1104 nucleotides long. RefSeq lists its product as uncharacterized. Bases 1 to 1104 code for a protein of 367 amino acids. The transcript has 3 exons. The record is from RefSeq and is a predicted model, not a curated record. NCBI's taxonomy places the organism in Eukaryota, Fungi, Ascomycota, Dothideomycetes, Pleosporales, Pleosporaceae.
AUGCGUCUGCGCGCCAGGUAUGCUAACGAAAGAAGAAGUUACGACUCUGCGUCCGACAAAUGCGAUGUCGACCCUGAGCGCGACGAUGCUCUUCUCCGAAAGUCACCAAAUGCGGAUGACGAUAUUCCCUCACCGAUUUUAGAUGACGAUGUUCUCUCACCGAUUUCAGAUGACGAUGUUCUCUCACAGAGUCUAGAUGAGGAUACUAUCUGCGUCGUCGUCGGCAAAGAACCAAAUAAAAGGAAGUUCUUCAUGGACCCGCGCCGCAUCUGUCAUUGCAGCAAGUUCUUCCGCAACGCCUUGAGGGGGGGAUGGAAAUCAGCACAGAAUCUCAAAGUCACUUUGAAAGAAGAGGACCCUAGGAUAUUCGCUUGGUAUCUAGACACACUCUAUAACGGCACCAAGCUAUCUUUCCAAGGUCAGCCGUGGUCUUUCCAGCCCAUGAGCGAGCUCUACGUCCUCGCCGAGAUGCUCAUGGACGACUCCACUAAAAAGGUUGUCCUGGCGGCCAUUAAGAAACGAUGCGAAAGCCCUCAAUUCGGCCACUCCCUCCCGGAGCCAUCUGCAGUCCAUACCAUCUACGACGGUACACCCGAGUCGAGUCCCGCGCGUCGUUUGAUGGUUCAGAUCUUCUCCCAACGUGCAAGUAAAGAGCGCAUUGAACACUGGACGACGGAGAACUUGCCGAAAGAUUUUCUCCUCGAUCUGUCGGUCAAUCUCAUCGCACAACGUCCUCUUCCAGAUGACGAUGAGAGGGGACAAGAUGAGGGCAAGAAUGCUAGGAAGCGUGCAGCCGAAGAAUCUGACGAGGAAUUAGCCCUCUAUCUUGACUCGCUAGAGUCGCCUCCAAAGGUGAAGAAGAGGCUCAAGUUGCGUGUCGGCGGCCGUGAUAGCCUCGCCUUUCCUGACAAGUACUCCGUGCUAGCGGAUGCAGACUCGGGAAAUACAAAGACAAAGGUCACUCUUGGUUCCCAACACGAUGCCGCAUACAUCAGGGCUGAGCGCACAGCCGAAUGGCAGACAAACAUUAGCAACCUUCCAGGUGGUCCUCUUAAGCCGCAGAUAAUGACCGAUGACGGUAGGAGUUGGUUCGAAACCACUUGA